GUCCACGGCACCAGUGGCUAUGGGGCGGGCAGGUUAGCGCUGCCGCUAAGCCGCCAGCAACUUAGUGUCGUUUUGGCAGUCGGUGGAGCUAUAUAGCAGCGGAGUUCCCAACGGAAAGUUCCUAAAAGUGAUAUUUAUUUUCCGUCCUGGAUUCUUACUUCGUGCCUUCAGCGAUGGGUUAGAGCAGCUGAUCCUCAAUGUCCUCUACGCCGAAACUCUUGCGCCACGUUCCUGCUUAUCUUCCUGAGAAGCAUUACAGUCACCUUGAAAAGAUUACGGGACAAAAGGACCUAUCACUCACUGGCGGCAGGACGAGAUCGUUGUUUUGCUACCGGUUUCCCAUAAGGGCAUUGUUGCGGGUCGGUGGCCUCCUCCCUCCUCCAUACCAGGGCUUCUACCACCUUGGCACCAGCCUACGCUUAUACCUUGCGACGUGAAACGUAGUAAAGAAACUUUCACUUCUGUUGCACGCAAGUCAACGUAAGUGAUGCUAAAGCGGCUCUUCCCAGGACGACUUAACCUCAUUUUUCCCGAUACAGACGAAAGAUUCUGGAGCCCAUAUCGUGUGAAGGACGGUACGCGAAAUAAGCUGAAGAGAGCUCGCCAGGUUAUCAUGAAAUUCGCACUCGAUCUAAAAGCCCUCACUACUUCAUGUAGGGGUUUUGGUAUGCUCCACAGCCACAUUGAAGAAGAGGAGGGGAAGGGCGACUCAGGGCGCCAUUCUCGCGAUGGGAGGUUAUCAUCUUCAAGCCGUCAUCCUCGUCAGGGGAGGUUUCCAUCCCCCGAACAAAGGGAGAAGGUCAGGCGGAGUCUGGAGGAGAUGCAGCAGAUGAAGCUCAACUUGGAAAGGCAGCUGCUUCGGAUGCUCGGUCAAAGGAAGUGCCAAGACCUUCUGAGAGACCACGUCCGCCGGUGGGACAUUCUGAUGGUUGCUACGUCCGAGGACCAAGACUUCGCCUAUGAGAGCCGGGAUGCGAUCACUGACAUCCUGAAGGGCGUCUCCAUAGCUGGCCCCUGGGAAAUCAAGCUGGGGGAAAGAAGCCUGGGCCGAUGGGAGAGAAUGCUCAGUUGUUCCUCAGUCGUCGUGAUCCUGGUGUCGUACGCCCUCCUCAAAGACAACCUCCUGAUGCACCUCUGCGGCGAAAUCAUGUCGAUCUCACCGAAGAAGAAGGUCAUCCCCGUGUACCUGGAGCAGAUGAAGUCCAGGGCGUUUCCAGAAGAGCUGAGGCCACUUCUCUUGUACUACGGCAUAGACGCUCACCAUCUGAGGCCGACCGAUAUCAUCAAGCCCCUGGUGCGCUGCCUGCCGAAGGCAAUGCCGUUCAAGCGUAACCUCGACGAAAUCGACAGCAUUAGGAAGCUGAUGCUGCGCAUUUCCUUGCAGCCGGAGGCCUAUUUGUGAACUGAGAGAACUACGGUUCUUAGUAUGCAUCGUGCGUUUAGAGGCGCGAAUCAACUGUGUGUGAGUAAUGACACUGUGGUUUGGCGACAAUCUUAUUCAAAGGAAAAUACUCUGGCAUCCAAAUAAUGUUGUCUGUUGACAGAAUUCCUGUUGACACAUCUGUCAACAUAGGGGACAUCUCAUGGACGAGUUCGAUAUUGACGCCAGGUCAUCCUCUGGUCUAAUGAGAUUGAGCUAAAUAUCAUAGUUAAGUGAUAAAGUUAAGGGUGUUACGUGAAUUGACUUCCAUAUACCAACAUUCAUUUAUGAAAAUAAGUCUCAGAUCGUCAUCUCACGUGGGUUCCGAAACUCAUUGCGCUGAAAGACAGUACCUUCAGUUGAUGUCAAGGAAUUCACCAGUUCGCUGAGGUGUGCUGAACAUUUGCUCCUGUUCUGGAGAGAAGACUUCCCUUUUUAUUAACAGAGCAACAUCAUCGCUUUUACCAAUAUAUUCCUCCAUAUUCAGGAAAAGUAGAUUUAAGGAUUAGUUAACGAACAGUGCAGUUAUGGUACAGAAUGUUUAAGCGUCGGGCUAAGGCUCGUCAAGUGGGGGAAAAAGAAAAGAAAAAAUAUCAGUGGUCUAGAUAGAGUGGCGGCUGGUCACAAUGAAAUUCGUGUUCCUUUUCCAUUGUCAUUUAUCGGCAACAAUUAUUCUUCCGAACGAUCAGGAUGCAUUUUCCUGAAUGAUGACCCUAACAACAGGCCUCUGUGUGUGUUUCUUUUCUUUUCUUUUCUUUUCUGAUCCAGACGUGCUUGUCAUGUUUGAGACGUAAGAAAGGAAACUGAACGUUUCCACCAACGGCCGUUCAUCGUAAGAGUCGGGGUCUAGUUUGACAUGAGACAAGGCAGCGUGAUCUGACAACAUACCUGAUACUUUAUCAUUAGAUAGGUCAGCUUUUAUUCCUCAUUCUACCAGAUUUUUCAGAAUAUAGUCACAAGAUGAUGAACGUGUGCGACGAUAGACAUUGCAAAACUGAUUUUGUUUUUUUGUUUUUUUUGUUUACUAGUUACUUCUGUGCACACAGUGUGAGACAUUUUUUGAAGUAAUUCGCCUCUUCUUGAGUGGUGUCAACACUGAAGAAAAAGAAACAGGAAUCCUUGAACUUGCUACUAUGCAAAACGUGUCACUAUUUCUGCCAUCUCACUGUUUGAUCAAAUGAUUCACAGUUCCUUCUGCUCGCUCGAUACUACUGAUUUUGCUCUCUAAGUCCUUCUGUAACACAGAAAGUAUGACGAAAAUGACUCUCGUUGUGGCAACUUCAAAUGAAUGGAAAUAAUUCAGCAUAAACAGUUGUUUUUAUUGAAAUGUAAUACUCGAAGUAUUCUUAAUAUCUACGUAAAAAAAAAAGGUCAUGAUUCAUUUACAAGAUGAGAUAUAGACAAUAUGCAACAGAAGAUUUGUAAAAGUUAUGCACCGUGAAAGAAAACCGUAUUAGCUGAAAAGUUAAGUAUAUCUUAGUUUAAUCAGACCAGUGAGCUGAUCAGCAACUCUCCUAGGGCUGGCCCGAAGGAUUAGAGAUUUCUAGGUGGCUAAAAACCAAUUGGUUACUUAGCAACGGGACCUACAGCUUAUUGUGGGAUCCGAACCACAUUAUAUAGAAAUGAGUUUCUAUUCACCAGAAAUAAAUUCCUCUGAUUCCGCGUUGGCAGAGCGGGGAAUUAGCUGAAAAGACAUAGCUGUUAUCAACUCUUAUGAUUACCAAGAUCUUCCUUGAAUAUAUUGAUAACUAACGGCCGAUUUCAAACUAAUCAUAUUGUUGUCUGUCUGCCAAGCUACUGAGACGCCACAGAAGCGCUGAGAUCUGUCCCUCGCGUGAAGACAGUGAAAGUUAACUUACACGAUUCACUCUAGUCAUCAGCUAGUCACACAAACAAACUUUGCGAGUAUUACUAACAACUAACAAUACACACACUCACAGACACUAUAUAUAUAUGUGUGUGUUUGCUUAAAAAAUCACAGUAGAUGCAAGUGACUUCAGUAUGUAAGCGAAUACAACAGGAAAAUGACAGGCAGACGUUAAUAGACACGUGAAAGCGCUUGGUACUGAACUUCUGCCUGCUAUAUUCCUGUGGUAUAUGAAUUCUAUAAAGAUAGACACAUAUAUGUAGGCGCAUAUAAAUGUGUGUGUGCCUGCGUGCGCACCUACAUGGCUCAUUCGUGAUCUCCUAUCUCUUAUUCUGGAAAGGAUGAGAUCUACCCCUAUAAUAUGAAGUGUCUUGAUGUUUUUUCUCUUUAGAAUAUCAUAACGAAUAAGUAGUCAGUAGCUGUAGGUGGUCUUUUUCAAAAUGAAGUGUCCUGUGUACUUAGUUUCAUAAUUAAAAUGUAUACUAAUUAGGAGCUUUAGCUCUGUAAUAUACACUGACAAAUAUGUGCUGCUGUACAGCACAUUUCAUACACACAGGGUUGCACAUUAUGUAUACCUUCAUUCAUGUAUACAUGCAGUAUGUGUAUGCUCAUUCAUACGUAGUAUGAAAUGGAGAUUACAUUUUGUAAAGCCGUUGGAUGAUUACUAGUAUAUAUCAUGAAAAAUUUGUGUAUAUAUUAU
This is a messenger RNA of Macrobrachium nipponense, 3987 nucleotides long. RefSeq lists its product as uncharacterized. NCBI's taxonomy places the organism in Eukaryota, Metazoa, Arthropoda, Malacostraca, Decapoda, Palaemonidae. The record is from RefSeq and is a predicted model, not a curated record. The transcript has 3 exons. The coding region runs from base 488 to 1402 and encodes 304 amino acids.